GCCAAAAAUGAAGAUUUUUUUUGUGGCACCUGCUUCACUUUCCAUAAUUUACGGAGGGUCUUUCGAAAAGUUACUCUUGAAAAAGCAGGGAUGAUGAUGUGCUCUCGCUUGCGUCCCUCACUCCCUCACCUCUUGUCGCUGAGGCUACUGUGUACUACGGCCUCCAGGAUGACGGUGUCUGUCAAGCAGCCCGACCGCCUCUCAGCGACUCUGGCCUUCGAAGAUCCGAGUGCCUUCAGGGUGAAGAGUUUGGGAGAGCUGCUCCGAGCUCUGGGAAUCUUCCGCCUCUGCUCCUUCCCUGUGCUUGUCAACAACAGUGGGAAGCUGAUGUCUGUGGCACGUAGCUUGCUGGGGAAGAGGGCGUUUUCCUACAUGCUGCGUCCCACCGUGUAUGCCCAGUUUGUGGCAGGAGAGAAUGAGAGUGAGAUCUCUCAGUCCAUGGAGAAGAUGAGCCUGCUGGGACUGAGGCCCAUGCUGGCCGUACCCAUCGAGGAGGAUCUGGGAGAGAGCACAGGAGAGAAGAGAUAUGACGAUAACAUGGAGGCCAUGUUGGAAUGUGUACAAAUAUCCCACAGCAACGCCUGGAGCAGAGACCCCAUGAUGCAGCUGAAAGUCACAGCCCUGCUCAGCCCGGAGCUGUGUGUGAAACUCACAGCCCUCAUCGCACAACAACCAUACGACCUGAAUCUACUUGUAAGAGCUAUGGAUGGAGAGCAAAUCCACUUCCCGGGUUUAAAUGAAAGUGACGUUGCCCAUUUCCUCUGUGGCCUGCGGAGACUCAACCAAAUAGCAGAGGCAAGUGUGAACAAAGUCCGAGUCCUGGUGGAUGCAGAGUACACCUACAUGAACCCUGCCCUCUCUCUUGUCACCAUGGCGAUGAUGAAGAAGUUUAACAAAGAUGGCGCCUGGAUUUGGAACACAUAUCAAUGUUAUUUGAAGGAGUCCAGGUCUCUCCUGUUAGAAGCUCUGCGUCUGUCAGAGACUGAGGGUUUCUGUCUGGGGAUCAAGCUGGUGCGAGGAGCCUACAUGGACAAAGAGAGGAAGCUGGCAGGAAAGGAGGGCCGUCCGGACCCCGUCCACAAGUGCUGGGAGGACACCAAUGACAGUUAUAACGGCUCGCUGGAUGUGAUGCUGGAAGCGAUUUCCAAGAAGCCAGAGAGCUAUGGAAUUAUCGUCGCCACUCACAACGAGGAGUCAGUGAGGCGAGCCGCCAAACGGAUGGAAGAGUUGGGGAUUGCCAAUGAUGGAGGCUCAGUGUGUUUCGGGCAGCUGCUGGGCAUGUGCGACCACGUCUCCCUCACAUUGGCAAAGGAAGGUUAUGCCGUGUACAAGUCAGUGCCAUAUGGCUCUGUGGAUGACACACUCCCCUACCUGGUGCGUCGGGCUCAGGAGAAUCAGACCGUGUUGCAGGGAAUCCGCAAAGAGAGGGACCUGCUGAGGAAAGAGCUCUUCAGGAGGCUGACUCUGAGGGGAGGCCGCACAUAGGACAAAGGGGGAAACCAAAGAGACAUUACUACUCAAACACUGGAUAAAACAGGAGCAACAUUGGAGCACUACAGAUAAUAUACCUUUACACAUCUGGAGUUCUUAGAGAUGUAAUAGAGGUUUUAUGCUGAUGAAAUGAAUGCAAGUGAAGCAUAACAUUUGAAAUAUGUAACAUAGUUUUGAUUUAAAUGUAUGUAGCAUAUAGCAAAAUAAAAAAUGACUUCAUGACAACUGAGAACUAUAGGUGCAACAGUGUUUUAUGGAAACGGUUUUCAAAUACAUGCUGGUAUUGAUUGAAUAAUAAAGGGCAUAAAUGUA
Molecule: messenger RNA, 1803 nt
Organism: Eleginops maclovinus (Patagonian blennie)
Lineage: Eukaryota; Metazoa; Chordata; Actinopteri; Perciformes; Eleginopidae
Gene: prodh2
Product: proline dehydrogenase 2
Exons: 11
Coding region: 91-1485 (464 amino acids)
Cellular component (GO): mitochondrion
Molecular function (GO): proline dehydrogenase activity; FAD binding
Source: RefSeq, a predicted model, not a curated record